This is a messenger RNA of Trichoderma aggressivum f. europaeum, 660 nucleotides long. RefSeq lists its product as uncharacterized. The coding region runs from base 1 to 660 and encodes 219 amino acids. The transcript has a single exon. NCBI's taxonomy places the organism in Eukaryota, Fungi, Ascomycota, Sordariomycetes, Hypocreales, Hypocreaceae. The record is from RefSeq and is a predicted model, not a curated record.
AUGGAGAACUCUAACGUCGAAGACCAUAUGGCUCCUGGACAAGACUCUAAUAUGGAUGACUACGCAUUCAACUUGGGCGGUUAUCCCAAUUACCUUUAUUUGGACGAAGAGUCCAACUUUGCUAUUGCGCCCCAGGGAGGACCAUUGGAUCCUCAAUAUAAUUUUACCGAAUAUCUCAACUCGACCAUUGUGCCUCAGGAGGAGCCAUUGGACCCCUUCUUCAAUUUUCACCAAGAGCCCAUCUCUACUAUUGUGUCCCAGGAAGGACCAUUGGCUACCCACGCCACUUUAGGGGAAGAGCCCAGCCCCAACAUCACGUCGCAGGAGUCAUUUACCAACCAUCGCCCUUUUAUGGAGGGUAUCAUGGGAAUGAAUGUCGACCCCGACACUUGGAUAGGACAAGGUGACGUGCCUGCUCCUGUACCUGCUCCUGAUACGUUCCAACAAAGGGACGUUCUUCUCUCUCCUCCCGUGGAACAAGUUGACGCUUCCACCACACCUCCUGGGCAGGCCACCAACCAGGCAGUCGGGCAAACACAGCCCACUACACCUCCAGCCGAGGCGCCAAAGCAGAGGAAUAACCCAGGUCCCCGAGGUUAUAAGCGGUCUGGGAAGGCUUGCACGCGGUGUCGGAUUCGUAUAUUAUGCCCCUCAACUUGA